This is a messenger RNA of Sycon ciliatum, 1270 nucleotides long. Its product is annotated as ribokinase-like. Gene Ontology annotation, molecular function: ribokinase activity. The record is from RefSeq and is a predicted model, not a curated record. The coding region runs from base 246 to 1190 and encodes 314 amino acids. NCBI's taxonomy places the organism in Eukaryota, Metazoa, Porifera, Calcarea, Leucosolenida, Sycettidae. The transcript is spliced from 8 exons. Gene Ontology annotation, biological process: D-ribose metabolic process.
CCAAUUAUUAUUUACAUGGUCAAAAGCAAGACCAUCGAAGUAUCAUUCUGUUUCUGACUGAGUCUGUAGUACUAGUAGUAACACACCGCGUGCCGGGCGGCUUCUGAUAUCGAAUCUCUUUCAUUAUUUUCUGCGUAGACUAUUGGCCUGAUUUAUUCUGCGAAAUAAGUGACUGUAGACAGUGUACAGUGUACAGUAGUGCCAACAAGUUUCUUUUUGAUCUGAAACUAAAGAGUGAAGUCAUAAUGGAGAAACCAGACAUUGUCGUCGUUGGCUCGUGCAUGAAGGAUCUUGUUUGUUACGUAUCAAGCUUCCCUGCUCCUGGAGAGACUGUGUCAUGUCACAAGUUUGAAACAGGCUUUGGUGGCAAAGGGGCAAACCAGUGUGUCAUGGCAGCUAAACUCGGAGCUACAGCGGUCAUGGUUGCCAAGGUCGGUGAUGAUGAUAUUGGAACCGCCACUCUGGAGAACCUUUCUGCACACAACAUCUGUACUGAUCACGUCCAGCGUGUGACUGGGAUUGCCUCAGGCGUUGCAUCUAUUGCUGUCAACCAAUCCGGUGAGAACACAAUCAUUAUAGCACCUGGUGCUAAUGAAUGUAUGGACACUGCAGUUCUGGAUAGUGCCCGUGAUGUCAUUCAGAAUGCCAAGGUUGUGGUUUGUCAGCUAGAGAUACCGCCACCAACCGUCAAGGCAGCUCUCUUGCUUGCCAAGCAAAAUGGAGUGCGUACAAUAUUCAAUCCCGCUCCAGCAGUCAACGGACUGGAUGAGACCAUCUAUUCUGUGUCGGAUAUAGUCUGCUUGAACGAGACAGAGGCAUCCAUGUUGACCGAGGUUCAAGUGACGGGCGUUGAGUCGGCACAGAAAGCUGCCAUUUCGCUGCUGUCUCGUGAUGGUCCAGGGGCAGUUGUGGUAACGCUCGGUGCACAGGGAGUGGUCUAUACGGAGCGCGGCAAGCCAGGAACACAUCAUGUGGCAGCUGAGACAGUCAAGGCCGUUGAUACUACAGGAGCGGGUGAUGCAUUCGUGGGUGCACUUGCCUUUUUCCUGGCUAAGUAUCCAUCGUUAUCACUGGAGUCGAUGAUCAGAAGGUCUGCAGCAAUAGCAGCAGUUUCCGUUCAAGCACCUGGCACCCAAACAAGCUUCCCCAGUCGAGCAAAGCUACAGGAGUCCUUGUUUUCUGAGCAAUAGCAUAUCAUUUAUUCAUUAGUUUGCGGGAGCUUUAAAUACUUUUAUACUACAAAACACAAUAAAUCUAAUUUUAUUGUCAA